Messenger RNA from Myxocyprinus asiaticus (Chinese sucker), 6054 nucleotides. Its product is annotated as SHC-transforming protein 3-like. Gene Ontology annotation, molecular function: receptor tyrosine kinase binding. The record is from RefSeq and is a predicted model, not a curated record. Gene Ontology annotation, cellular component: plasma membrane. Gene Ontology annotation, biological process: cell surface receptor protein tyrosine kinase signaling pathway; intracellular signal transduction. Lineage: Eukaryota; Metazoa; Chordata; Actinopteri; Cypriniformes; Catostomidae. The transcript has 12 exons. Bases 1773 to 3707 code for a protein of 644 amino acids.
GUCUGCCUAUCCAUUCACAGCCAGCCCAAAUCAUUUUCAGCAGCAUCUCUCCUCAGCAUCCAUUCUGCAUCUCCGUGACACUGACGAGUUUGAAGGACUCAUACCUUUUUUUGUUUGCUUUUGUCUCAUCGGAGAAGACCAACCCUUGCUCUCAGCUCUCUCUCUCUCUUUCUCUCUGUCUUUUCUUCGUUUUUUCAUUUUGCAGGCAAGCAGGCAAGCAAGACGAGGGACUGCAGUGCGUUAGCUGCAGCGUUACAGAAAUGUUGUGAAUGACUCUGCCACUCCACUGACACAAGCUCUGGGCUCUGGACAUUUUUCCAUGAAUGGCUGCUUUUUUGCUGCCUUAAUGUCAUGGGCUUCAUCCUGUUGGCUGUUUUUAAUGAGGCAGGGAGGUCUGACAUCACUAUUUAUGCUUCAAUCUCCACUGAAUCCGGACAGCAUUUUAGUGAGAUUGCAUCUGGUCAUGGUGUAUUUGAAAGAGAUGUUUAAUUAUUCAACAAAGCUCAUUCAGGAGCACAGCUCGUCUUGUUUUGCCCUCUGUGUGAAGACUUUGAGUGUGGAACAGGGAGAUGGAAUUAUGGCGAUGUUUCGUAGUAUGUAAGGAAGAACGGACGUGACGAACAAAGAGAUAAAACCAUAUUUGUCUUUUGCUUUAUAUUUGAACAGAUUUUGCAGCCAACAAUGGCAAUAUAUUUGCUAAAAAGAAUGUACCAGAUCAUCCAGGUGGAAGGCGAAAGGUGAAUGUAUUUGUUUUAGAUGAUGUUUUUACUGUGUUCAGUAACUAAUUUGGUAGAUUAUUUGUUUAUAAUUAAUGGCAGAUCAUGAAACGCACUUUAUGGGUUCUGUUUAAUAGAGCACCUUUAUGAAAUGCAACAGAAUGAGUAAAAUCAUGAUUGUAGUAUGUCCUUGGAAUUAGUGAUCGCCAUUGACAACAACGCAAGUUUUAUUCUGUCUUGCUGUCUUACAUGUAAUCCAACACCUUAACUAUCUUAACGUGAUUUUUUCAUUGAAUGUCACCUCUUUUCAAAGCUUAUUAGUUAUGUUGCAUAUUUUGUUGGUAACUGUUCUUAGCCUCAUUCUAAGCUUUGAUCAACUGCUGUUUGUAUAAUUGAUGGAUUGACUGAGCUAGGAAAGAUAACAUAUAAGCUAGGAGACAAUUUCAGUUCACAUCUCUUCAGUUAUAUGUAUUCGUUUUCACAUGGACUGAAUGAAACCGGAAGGUGUUCCUACGGACAGGGCAAAUUUUGAGAAUUGAUUGGUUCUACCGAGCUUUUAGUGGGAGUUUUUUCUGUAACAGAAAGUGUUCUGCAGUGUUCAGUGAGUCUUUUGUUGAGAAGAGUCUCUCUCUCUCUCUCUCUCUCUCUUUCUCUCUCUCUCCGAGUGAGUCAUGCAUAUACGGGGAUCUGCCAGGAUGCAGAGGGAGAGAGAGACAUCUUCUCACUAGAGCCCUGUCUCUCUCUCUCUGCCAUCUCUGGCCCUCUAUCUCUGUAGAGGAGCGACCCCGCACUGCUUUUCUCUUGUUGCGCUCUUGUCUCCAUGGAUUCCGUGUUUUGUGGGUAAUUUUUGUGUUCCUGAGCUGCUGUGCAGUGGUGGAUUUUUCUGACGGCAGUGUCCGCAGCAACAGCCUGCUGCUCUCUUUACCUCGAGCCCAGUGAGCAGGCAUUUGCGUCCACCCGUGAAGACAGUUUCUCGGCUUCAGCAUGCCAAGCGAGCGGACGGUCCUCCGGGAGUUGGAUGUGUCCGUUCGCGCUUAGUCCGGCAUACCGAGUGGAAUGCUUCACCGUGCUAAAUACAACCGAUUCCGGAAUGAGUCAGUGACAUCCGUUGAUGAACUUCUGCACGGUCUUUCCAUGAACGCGAAGGUCACGGCCAUCCCACCGACGCCGCCCGUGGGCGACCCUCCGUACGCCCCGCCAGCCGAGGUCUUGCCCUCUGACUCCACGGAUGAGUCCGGCACUACCUUGUGCACCCUCAUCAACAAAGUCUCCAACCUCAAAUUCGCCAACUCUUCGGGACUGCUUGGCAUCAAGGGCCUGCCGUCUGCCGUCAAAGACCUGGCUGUGUCCAAGCUCCAGGGAGGAGCUGGGGGAGGUGGCUCAAGCAGCCCCAGCUCGUCUGCCCUCUCGGCGGCCAGUGGGGGCAGUUCGUGCCCCUCAGCCACCUCUGGAGCCCCUCACACCUUGCUGGAGCCAAUCUCCGUGAGCUCGGGGAAGAAGGGGAAGAUGGAAGAGUCUCAGCCCGGCGGAGAGAGCUGGAACCUGGCUGGCACGGGCGGAACGGGUGCCGCAGGCUGCGGGGGACUGGUGAAUAAGCCAACUCGUGGAUGGCUGCACUCAAAUGAGAAGAUAUCUGGACCUGGAGUGACGUACGUCGUUAAGUAUUUGGGCUGUAUUGAAGUUCUUCGGUCCAUGAGAUCUCUGGACUUCACCACACGAUCACAAAUCACAAGGGAGGCGAUCAGUCUGGUGUGUGAUGCCAUUCCUGGUGCCAAAGGAGCUUUACGCAAGAGAAAGCCUCACUCUAAACUUCUCUCCAGUAUUUUGGGGAAGAGUAACCUGCAGUUUGCUGGGAUGAGCAUUAAUCUGAACAUCUCAACCAGCAGUUUAAACCUGAUGACACCUGACUCCAAACAGAUAAUAGCCAAUCAUCACAUGCAGUCCAUAUCCUUCGCCUCCGGUGGAGAUCCGGACACGACCGACUACGUCGCUUAUGUAGCGAAAGAUCCCGUCAACCGGAGAGCAUGUCAUAUUCUAGAGUGUUCUGAUGGUUUGGCUCAGGACGUAAUCAGUACAAUCGGUCAGGCGUUCGAUCUGCGGUUUCAGCUCUACCUGCAGUGUCCGUCAAGCAAACCCUCGACACUGCAUGACAGGGUUAUGAGUACAGAUGAUCCGCCGUGGACAGAGGAAGGGGAGGAGUCCGCCGAUCAUCACUACUACAACAGCAUUCCUGGCAAGAUGCCGCCACCAGGGGGCUUCAUUGAUGCUAGACUAACCAAUCAGAUGCAAGAUAGCAGCCAGGGUGCUGGAGUCGACCAGACGUACUACCAAGGCCGACCCAUGUUCAUACAACAAGGGUCCUGUGAUAUAUACAGUCUGCCUGAGGUCAAAGGUCAGGCCCCUAAGCCUGGAGAAGUCCCCACGUAUGUGAACACGCAGCACAUUGACACGCAGGUGUUGGCGGCACUGCAGGGGGAGGCAGAGACGGCGUCCGAUAUGUGCACAAGCGAGGAAGCUAAAGACAGCCCGAGGACGGACCUCUUUGACAUGAAGCCGUUUGAGGAUGCGAUCAUGACCCAGACUCCAGCUCCAGCCCAUCCGCCAUCAGAACUCCAUAAAGCUGCGUCUGUGGAUAACUCCAGUCCACUGCUGGUGCGAGCGGCGGCCCUCAGAGCUCAGGAGGAGCUAGAAGACCAGAGCUGGUAUCACGGAGAGAUGAGCCGGCGCCAGGCAGAGAAACUGCUGCUCCGCGACGGAGACUUCCUGGUGCGGAAAAGCACCACUAACCCGGGCUCGUACGUCCUGACGGGGAUGAACAACGGACUCGCCAAGCAUCUUCUUCUGGUCGACCCAGAGGGCACGGUUCGGACGAAAGAUCACAUAUUCGAGAGCAUAAGCCACCUGAUUGGCCAUCAUCGUGACAACAACCUGCCAAUUGUCUCUGCAGGAAGUGAACUGUGCUUGAAGCAGCCGGUCGAAAGAAAACAGUGACGACACCUCAAAAAACAUCGGAUGGGUCACCGCGACAUGCUUUUAUGAAAGCAAACAUGCCCAGAUGACUUUCCGAUGCAUUACGUUCUCUUCGCCGGAGAACACUUGAUGAUUGUCAAACGUUUGGACAAGGUGGCAGUGGACGACAGCAAAAUCGUUUUUAGAUAACGAUAGACGAUUUUAGUUUACUGAAAGUGGAGCGAAACCUCAUUUAUAGAGCUGUUAUAUUAUUUUAUUGCGCUGGAGGAGAAUCUAUAUUUUUGAAGAAGACUUAAGUGGAUUUUGGACAGUUGUUCGACGCUGAAAUCGCAGAUAUAGUUUGGAAGAAACGCAACUUGAUCUCCAAGAGGGAUGAGGAGAAAACCAGAUAAAGAAGAAGUAUUUUAGAAUAAAAAAGUUUUCGUUUUGUCUAUCAAGCACAACUGGAUUUUCAUGUUCGAAGAUAGAAGAGAUAGAAGAAAUAUUUGAGAAAACAAAAAAAUUUAAAAAAGCUGUUUAUAGCCACUUAUUUUAGGAAGCUAGUGUGCGAGAUCAUUUGGUAGCUUCUAUCAAAUCCCUGUUGAUGAAGCUUUCCGGAGGAAAGAUUUGAAUCUGUUUGCUUGAACAGAAAUCACACUCAAACACACGCGCACAAAACACCGAAACAAAAACGCACUGCGAAAAAUCUUUUUCUUAAUCAGCGUUUUUGCCUUGUUUUCCAGUAAAAACGAAAUAAAGUUACUUGUGGAGCAAAACUUAAGAAAGUCAGACUUGUGGGGGUCUGGGUAGCUCAGCGAGUAUUGACGCUGACUACCGCCCCAAGAGUCGCGAAUUCGAAUCCAGGGUGUGCUGAGUGACUCCAGCCAGGUCUCCUAAGCAACCAAAUUGACCCGGUUGCAAGGGAGGGUAGAGUCACAUGGGGUAACCUCCUCGUGGUCGCUAUAAUGUGGUUCGCUCUCGGUGGGACGCGUGGCGAGUUGUGCGUUGAUGUCGCGGAGAAUAGCAUGAAGCCUCCGCACGCACUAUAUCUCCACGGUAAUGCGCUCAACAAGCCACGUGAUAAGAUGCAUGGACUGACGGUCUCAGACGCGGAGGCAACUGAGAUUCGUCCUCCGCCACCCGGCGAGGCGAGUCGCUACGCCACCACGAGGACUUAGAGCGCAUUGGGAAUUGGGCAUUCCAAACUGGGGAGAAAAUGCCUUGUUUUAGCAGAAUAUGUCUUGAAUUAAGUUUAUUUUUUUCCCUCACUGGCAUUUUAUUUUUUACGUUUAAUCUGAGUAAGGCUUAAUCUUAAAAUAAAAAAAGCAAUUUGCCAACGGGGAAAGAAAAAUAAACCUAAUUCAAGAAGUGUUCUGUGUAAACAAGUCUUACCAUUUCGCUUUCUAAGUUUUAAAUGUGAGGUUUGUCAUUUCUGCACCACUAUAAAGUCACCAAACGGAAAUGCAAAAAUAAGCAGAACUUUUUUUGUAGCAGAUUUCCCAAACAGUUUACACUUUACACUUUUUGAGGGAAACAACUUACAAAUGUCUUACUCAUAGUUGUCUUUGUACUGUAUAUUAAGCUGCGAUAGGAUAAAGUAUUUUACCAUCACCCUGAAGGAUGUCUUUUAGAUAUUUUCACUGGAAAACAAAACAAAAGAUUUAAGAAAAUGUGUUUUACAGUGCAGUCACACACCGGCAUACACGCACAGUCACGGCUUUGAAGUACCUACAUUUUUCUAUGAUGUUGAAACCUGUGGCACUCGCAUGACUUAAACUUAAUUGUAUUGUGGUCAUUGUUGGUAGCAUCCAUGGCCCAGCAGAGGUGCUUUUGUGUUGCUCACGAUGUAAAAUAUUUAUGCUUUACCCAGUAUUCAUUGACUUCAGUUCAGAGCUGUGUAGUUGCUCGGUUCGGGGCUUUACUUUAUAACUUGGAUGUUUCUAUCAGUUUUCAUGGUUUGACUAUGGGCUUCACAAACAGACAACUUGAUAUCAUAAUUAUUCUUCUGGCUUUAUUUUAAAUUAAAGGAUUAUAAAUGAAUAGCACAAUCAAUGCUUUCCUGUGUGAGAGAUGAGUCUGGUGUGUUUGCACAGUGCCAUUACUGGAUAAACUGGAAUAUUACUGGAUUAUUCAUUUAUUUAUAUAUUCUGUUUAUUGCUUCACACUUUAAAAAACUAGCCACAUUUAGAGAAUUAUUGGUGGUGUUUUGUGGCAAUCACCUGAGAAAUCCACAUGUUUCUUAUAUAUAUUAAAUUAAAUUAGCAUCAGAUAAAAAUACCAUUAGAAAAUUAGUGGCUAGAUAAUGAUUUACAAACUUAACAUACAAAUAAUGUAAUGUUUUGAUUUACAAAUAAUGUCAAACAUGAAGGUGAAUCUCAUAAAAACGUUC